UUAUAAUUCAUAAUUUUAAAAAAAUCAUAUUUGAUAAAUGAUCUACAGCAGGGAAAAAUCAAUAUAUAUGUACAUAACUAAGCUGUGUGGUUGGAUUUCUUGGAAGAAACAACAGGUAAAUUAAAGAGGUUAUUAGAAAUGUAACAAAAAAAAGGACGCUUUUAUGAACGUUCCAGUAUCGCUCGAAUCAGUGACUCUUGUAUCUGUAGUCGCUGCUCGAAUGAACGUGCUGAAAUCCCGGAUUGUCGGGCACCGAUUGACGUCACUGAUAGGCGGCCAAGAUGGUUGUCAAUGUUGAUAAGUGGUUUGGUUACAUGGAGAAUCAGUGAUAAAGCCGCGACCGAUAGGAGGCCGAUGCGAAAGAAAUUAUGCCUGUAAAAUAGAAAUUAGAUUCGCGUUGAACGAAACAAGGGGUCGUCAUCGUGGCGCGGGAUGGCGGACGGCGAGGAUGCGGAACUAGAAAUCCGUCGAGCCUUAGAUGUCGUUCAAUCCAUGAUUGACAUCUCUGCUGAUCGACUUGAAGGUUUGAGGACCCAAUGUUCGACCAGUGCUGAACUAACUCAACAGGAAAUUCGGACACUUGAGGGGAAGCUUAUAAAAUUAUAUUCAAAGCAACUUGUAACCAAAGCCAAACUGGCUUUAGAAGAAUCGUUACCUCCAGAAAUGAAACAAUAUCCAUCUUUGCAACAAUGGUUACGGGUAGUAGGACUUACUAAAGAAUCUAUACAGAUGAUUUGUUCUAAAGCUAACUCGCUUGAAGCUCUCAAAGAAAAAUCUGAACAUGAACUAGGUAGUAUGUUGGGUGAAAGUAACGUUAAACACGAGGAAGAACUUCGUAGACUUUGUAGGGCAUUACACAAUCUUCGUCGAUAUAUGGAUGUUCUUCUAAGAGGGGAUAUGGAUAACAGUGAUAUGAAUUUGUAUUGGGAUUCCUGGGAUAGACAUCAUUUACGUACUGGAGCCUCUCCUAGGCCAGCUCGAUCCCGUACAACAAGAUGUUCUGUUCCUUCAGAAGACAGCAUUCCAUAUCAUAAUAACAACAAUCUUCACAGUGAUAUGUUAGCACAAGCUUCUUCCAUUACGUCUUUAUUAUCAACUAGUCCCCCUUCUACUCCUCUUUUACAAAGACCAGGAUGUGGAAUUAAGUUUCCAACAACUCCGCCUCCUUGUAAAAAGCAUCAGAUAGGUUUACAAAACACGAUAUCACAACCGGAAGUGUUUCCUUUAACUAAGUCAAAAUCUCACGAAUCGCAAUUGGCAAACCGACUUGAAAAUGGGGAUUCAGCUUCAAGUUGUGGCAAUGAUCCUGUUAGUUGUGCAGGAAGAAGAAAUCGCCUACCUACAGAACCAGGAUCUUGCAGCAGUAAUGCAGACAUUGCAGGGGAAAGUCUCUUGCUAAAUAGUAAUAGUCCUAUUAAGUCACCACCUUAUUCUAGUGCUGAAAGUGAUGAUAACAGUUUCAAGGGAACAGUAACAAGUCUCCAAGUGCCAAAGUCACCACGUACGCCAACAGUAACCCGCGGAAUGGGCCAUAUAAUUGCUCAUCGCUUUACCAAAACAUUUAAAAUGAUGACAACCUGCGAUUACUGUGAGAAGCAAAUGUUUAUAGGCACUGGUUUGAAAUGCAAAGAAUGUAAAUAUAAAUGUCACCGUGAUUGUGAAUCUAAAGUACCACCAUCUUGUGGCCUACCUCAAGAACUCUUUGAUGAGUUUAAAAGAAGUGUACAAGGUAUGGUAAAUGUUUCUCCGAUAUUAAGCAAACCUGGUAUAACAUCUCCUAAUCACCAUAAUUCAAAUUUAUUGAGCUCUUUGAAUCGAAGAGAUCGUAAACGAUCGCAUCCACAUUCUUCUAUGAAUAUACCUUUUCAGGGCGCGGAUUCUAGUUCAAAUACCUCGAGCUGCAACAGCUCAACGCCUUCUAGUCCAGCUUUGUUACCUGCCAAUACUAGCCAAACCCCACAGGCACCUGCCAAACAACAGUUCCAUUUUCCAGAUGUUGUGCUUAAUGACAAAGGUGUUACAUUGGAGACUCACCGACUCGAAGGUACGACUAUAUCAAGUGAUAGCGAAAGAACAGUGAGUGUUUCUGGAUCUGGCAGUGUUAGCACAGAUUCCGAACGAACUCCUGUUAGAGUUGAUUCUCAAGAUUCUCAAGUUUCUGACGGAGAACCAGGAGAUAGUCGUUGGCCACGACAAAAUAGCUUAUCGAUGCGAGAAUGGGACAUUCCUUACGAUGAACUGAAAAUUGGAGAACCUAUAGGUACUGGGAGAUUUGGUACUGUGUACAGAGGCUAUUGGCAUGGUAAUGUUGCAAUUAAGGUCCUGAACAUGGACUAUUAUUUAGAUGAUGAUAAAACACUGGAAGCGUUCAAGUUAGAGGUGGCUACAUUCCGAAAAACGAGACACGAAAAUCUAGUUUUAUUUAUGGGAGCUUGUAUGAAGCCUCCUCGCUUGGCGAUAGUGACUAGUAUGAGCAAAGGCAUGACUCUUUACACUCAUAUUCAUUUGCGUAAAGAUAAAUUUAAUAUGAAUAAAACCACUAUCAUCGCUCAACAGAUUUCUCAGGGAAUGGGAUAUCUUCAUGCUCGUGGUAUAAUUCAUAAAGAUCUCAAAAGUAAAAACAUAUUUUUAGAAAAUGGAAAAGUUGUAAUAACAGAUUUCGGUUUGUUCAGUGUUACAAAGCUUUGUUACGGAAAUAGAAAAGGAGAUGGACUGAGUAUACCACCUGGCUGGUUAUGUUAUUUAGCUCCUGAAAUUGUUCGACGACUGAAACCGCAACAAAAUCGGGAUCAGGAAGAAUUACCUUUCUCAGAAGCUUCCGACGUUUAUGCAUUUGGCACCGUAUGGUAUGAACUUUUAUGCGGUGAAUGGCCCUUUAAAGGACAACCUCCUGAAGCAAUUAUUUGGCAAGUUGGCAAAGGAAUGAAACAAACUUUAGCUAACUUACAAGCUUCCCGUGAUGUAAAGGACAUUUUAAUGCUUUGCUGGUCAUUCCAUGCAGAAAAUCGGCCCGACUUCGCAAAAUUGUUAACUACUCUGGAAAAGCUGCCUCGCAAAAGGUUAGCACGUAGUCCUUCUCAUCCUAUACAUCUUUCUCGUUCCGCGGAAUCCGUGUUUUGA
Osmia lignaria (orchard mason bee) is the source of this 3120-nucleotide messenger RNA. It is a transcript of the gene ksr, whose product is annotated as kinase suppressor of ras. NCBI's taxonomy places the organism in Eukaryota, Metazoa, Arthropoda, Insecta, Hymenoptera, Megachilidae. Gene Ontology annotation, molecular function: protein serine/threonine kinase activity; ATP binding. The record is from RefSeq and is a predicted model, not a curated record. Gene Ontology annotation, biological process: protein phosphorylation.